AGCAUGACAUGGUAAGUUGGUAACCCAUUUGUUCCCUAUCUUUUAAAUUACCGUACUUGUUUCAUUACUAAUCUUAAAUCGAUGCAGAUUUUCCUCCCCUUAAAUCACUCAAGGCAUUGGUACUUAUCCAUGGUCAAUCCCAGCCUUAAAGAAAUUCACAUACUCGACUCCUUGCAUAAUCCUGCAGCUAGCAAGGAGAGUAAUUGUACAGACCAGACGAAAUUGUCAGAAGUGCUCCAAGGAAUGGAGAGGUACAUGGAGUUGCUGGACACAACUGAAGAUAAUACGGCACACACAAAUGCUAUAUGGACAGAUUUCAAGGUAUCAACCUGGAAAAGAAAGUUCAUACGUGGGCUGCCACAGCAGAGAGAUGGUUCCUCAUGCGGCUUGUUCAUGCUUAAAUUUAUGGAGAACUGGUUGGGAGAAAAGUUACAGGAGAGAUUCACGCAGCGCCAAAUUGAUACAUUCAGAAAGGAGCUACCAUGCACGUUGCUCCGCUGUAAUCUGAACAAGGCGCCAUAUAUGGACAGUCCUCCAGAGGGAAACUCUCCUCAAAUAUCUAAUGGCGGUCUAUCCGAAGUUCAAGAAGUUGAUGCAGUCGGAAACCCUAUGAUAUCUAACAGCACUAGUGCUGAGACUACUAAGUUUUUUUUGGUGUUCCUGUGAGAACACCACCACAUGUAUAGAAUCAGCAUCAUAGUUUGUAAUAGUAUUGCAUUUUUGAGCAUUGGAAAGAAUGCAUUUUUGUAGUAGUAUUCCAUAUUUCUCCUGCAAACUACCGAAAGUGCGACAUCAUUUACUUCUAAUAUUUAUGUCUUUAACUAAGAAUUAGCUUACUUUUGCAUGGUUUUGUAUAUGCUU
This is a messenger RNA of Brachypodium distachyon (stiff brome), 861 nucleotides long. RefSeq names its product ubiquitin-like-specific protease 1A. Gene Ontology annotation, biological process: protein desumoylation. The coding region runs from base 82 to 666 and encodes 194 amino acids. The record is from RefSeq and is a predicted model, not a curated record. Gene Ontology annotation, cellular component: nucleus. The transcript has 4 exons. Gene Ontology annotation, molecular function: deSUMOylase activity. NCBI's taxonomy places the organism in Eukaryota, Viridiplantae, Streptophyta, Magnoliopsida, Poales, Poaceae.